AUGGCCCCCCCGACCACCAAGAGCAAGAAGUCCACCCAGGACAACAUCAACUCCAAGCUCCAGCUUGUGAUGAAGUCGGGCAAGGUUUCCCUUGGCCUGAAGAGCACCCUUAAGAACAUGCGUUCGGGCAAGGCGAAGCUCGUCCUCAUCUCGGCUAACACUCCUCCCCUGCGCAAGUCGGAGAUCGAGUACUACGCCAUGCUCUCCAAGACCGCUGUGCACCACUACCAGGGCUCGAACAUUGCCCUCGGCACUGCGGCUGGUAAGCUCUUCCGUGUUGGCGUUCUCACCGUGAUCGACGCUGGUGACAGUGACCUGCUCACGUCCGUGUCGGCUUAA
Molecule: messenger RNA, 339 nt
Organism: Malassezia japonica
Lineage: Eukaryota; Fungi; Basidiomycota; Malasseziomycetes; Malasseziales; Malasseziaceae
Gene: RPL30
Product: 60S ribosomal protein L30
Exons: 2
Coding region: 1-339 (112 amino acids)
Cellular component (GO): cytosolic large ribosomal subunit
Molecular function (GO): RNA binding; structural constituent of ribosome
Source: RefSeq, a predicted model, not a curated record